Plectropomus leopardus (leopard coralgrouper) is the source of this 2708-nucleotide messenger RNA. It is a transcript of the gene rgs14b, whose product is annotated as regulator of G protein signaling 14b. Gene Ontology annotation, biological process: spindle organization; signal transduction; regulation of G protein-coupled receptor signaling pathway. Gene Ontology annotation, molecular function: GTPase activator activity. Gene Ontology annotation, cellular component: nucleus; cytoplasm; plasma membrane. The record is from RefSeq and is a predicted model, not a curated record. Lineage: Eukaryota; Metazoa; Chordata; Actinopteri; Perciformes; Serranidae.
CCUAUGAAUUUCCAGCGUGUGCAUCUCCCUCCUCCUGAUUUGCGGUGCGUUUGUCUCCGUGAAGAUGGUCGUUUUGAGAGGAUUUUACUACAGGUUUUCCCACCUGGCAAAAGUUGCUGCAAAAAAGCAAUUCAGGAAAUAUGACAAAUGGUGCACCAUCGCUGCUGGCAUCACGACGGACAAGAAGAGCCAGGCAGUAUCAGACGGAGAGUUGAACAUGUCGACUCGUGGCUGUGGAGGCAGCAGCUCCAGUCUUCCAGGGACUCCGGGCGGAGAGGCCAACCCAGCCAACAGUGUGCUGAGCUGGGCUGUCUCAUUUGAGAAGCUGCUGGAGGAUCCGUGUGGAGUGCGCCACUUCACGACCUUCUUAAUGUCUGAGGUGAGUGCAGAGAACAUUUUAUUCUGGCAGGCUUGUGAAAAAUUCAGGAAGAUCCCAGCCAGCUCAUUGGAAGAGCUGAAAGCAGUGGCUCGCUCCAUCUACGAGUCCUACCUGUCUGACAACGCUCCAUACUCAGUCAACAUUGAUGACACAGCCAAGACAGAGGAGAAGGACCUAGAACAGCCCACACCUGACAUGUUUAACAAGGCUCAAGCACAGAUAUUUAAACUAAUGAAGAUGGACAGCUACAGGCGCUUUGUGCGCUCUCCUCUCUACCAGAGGUGCACCUUGGCAAGCGUAGAAGGUAAACUUCUACCUCAGCUCUCUGCAGAGCCGGUUCGCAUGGGAUCCUGGGAGAACGUGGCCUCCAGAAGCUCUAAGUCAGACUCUAACAGCUUGCCAGGUGGAAAGAGUGCCUCAGAGAAACAGCGACAGAAAAGAGGAUCCUGGGGAGAUGCAUCUGACAUCCAUGCUUCAGUCUCCCAUAUGUCGGUCAAGUCGAGCAGCAGCGUGGAGCUCGGCUCCGUCUACAGGCAGACAGAGAAUGGCAGAUCAAGUCCCCGGUGUCCAGAGCAGGCUGGGGGAGGUGGGGGUCGGAUAGGGGUGGAAGGGGGCUACUGCUGUGUCUACCUACCCGAUGGCACUGCCUCCUUGGCCCCGACACGUACCGGUCAAGCCAUCAAAGACAUGCUGGCUAGCCUGUGUGAGAAGAGAGGUUUCCCGCUGAAAGAUGUCAUCAUCUACCUUCAAGGCAAGGACAAGCAGCCAUUAUCGCUGGACCAGGACUGCUCCGUACUCAGAGAUCAGCAGGUCUCUUUGGAGCUAAGGGUGAUGUUUGCCCUAGAGAUUGCCUUCACUGGUAAGACGGUGGGGAUCAUGGUGAAGUCCAGUAAGACGCUACAGGACGCCGUCUCUGCGGUGCUGCAGAAACACAACCUCAAGCCACAAGAGGCCGUGGUCACCAUGGUUGGAAGCGACGAGCCCAUGAACAUGUCCAGCACUGUGUUCAGACUGGCCAAUAAGACGCUACGGCUUGACAAAACCAAAGGAAAAGAUCAGACCAAUAUGUCCAGAGGCAGUGGUUCUGCUGCAGUCACACAGGCAGGAGCAGUGAGUGCAGGUGGAGUGGACACCCGAUCAUCGCUGCAGACGGACAGAGCCAAGACUCAGCACAAGCCCAGUAAGAACCGCGACAUGGAGGGGUUACUGGACAUGCUGACGAGGGCUCAGUGCUGCAGGGUUGAUGACCAACGAGGCCUUUUGACCAAAGAGCAGCUCGAGAUCCCUCUGUUCCUGCAGCUGCCCUCAGACCAGGGACAGGACUCGGAGCCAGAGGAACUCGGGACGACCACCUCCUCCAACGCAGACUCAAAAGAGGACAAUGUCAAAGAAGAAGGAACGUCAAGUUCAUGCGGUACAGUGGAGAAAACCUCUGACUCUGCUGAAUCAGAAACCAAAGACUUGAGGGAAACAGCAGUUUGAAAGAGUCUGUAUGUUUGUGUGUGUGUGUGUGUGUGUGUGUGUGUGUGUGAGAGAGAGAGAGAGAUGGACACAAUCAGAAACUACGACAGAUAUCUCGCAACAUUACGUGACCAAUCAUGUAAAAAGAUGGUGAGAAAUGGUCAAGCACUUUCUAUAAUUGUUUACAAAUAAGCUCUGAGACAACAGUGUUCUAUCAUCUCUCCUAUAAUUAUGAUAAUUAUCCUGUUGAGGCAAUAUGUAAAGAAGAAGAAAGAUCAUGGCAAACUUUUAUAGUGUCAUUUCAAAACACUACACGUUAGUUGCCAUGAAUUGUUUAAUGUGUCAAACAUUUUUUAAAAGAAGUUUCAGCUCAUUUCAGCCUAAAGACUGUGUAUUUGCUUGAGUGUUUGCUGAUGGUUUAAUGUGCAGUAUGCAGUUCACUUUGCUUUAAUUUCUCACAAUCUCACAUUGCAGUCACGCUUUUCUUCGAACUCUAAGCAAAAACAUGUUUCUGCACAGGACUGUCCAAAUGGGUGUUUUGAAGUGUUUUGCUCUUUUUUCUGAAUUUGAAUUAAGAUUAUUUUUACUGAGAUGAGUUUUAAAUAUUUUAAAUUACCAAUUUUCAGUUUGUGUGCUUACUUUCCACUUUAUAAAUGGGUGUUUGCGGUCCUUAAAUGCAUCUUGUUUGCUGUGAUGGCACUUUAAGAAGCCCCGGUCAAGUCCUGUUUUUCUUUUCCACCUGAGGCUACAUCUCAGGGUUCAGAUCAUGAAUUAGUGAUGUGAUUUUACAGGGAAUUAAUCAGAUGGUGUGAUCAUCAAAAAUAUCCCGUACCCAAAGAAUUAAAUCUGUCUUUAUGAUGAAAUUUAA